Molecule: messenger RNA, 1149 nt
Organism: Amphimedon queenslandica
Lineage: Eukaryota; Metazoa; Porifera; Demospongiae; Haplosclerida; Niphatidae
Product: GRB2-associated-binding protein 4-like
Exons: 6
Coding region: 99-866 (255 amino acids)
Biological process (GO): signal transduction
Cellular component (GO): cytoplasm
Molecular function (GO): signaling adaptor activity
Source: RefSeq, a predicted model, not a curated record
CGAGGAAACCACUGACUGAUCGAGCAAAGCAGAGAGAGAGAGAGAAAGAAAGAGCAGAAGAAAUCCAGCACAACAAGACAGAGACUGUGCAUAAAGCAAUGGAGAACCGCUUCCUAAUCCCCGGCACCCUCAAGCAAGGAUACCUCACCAAAUCGCCCCCUCUGGACAAAAACACUGCUGUAUUCAAGGGAUGGAAGAAGCGUUGGGUGAUACUUUACUUAAGUCAGAGGGAGUUAUUCCUUCAGUAUUACGAGAAUGAAGAGAGUGCCAGAGGUAGCAGCCCGCCUAAAAGCACUGUCUCUUUAAAGUUCUGUGAAAAGGUUGACGUAGACCUUGAGCACUCAACGUACAAGAAUGUCUUUGCUAUUUAUCUACCGGAAAGAACGUACUAUUUCUCCGCUCCUUCUCAUUUUGAAAUGAACGAAUGGAGUGAGACUAUUUGCAGCUUCUUGAAGGCUAACAAAGCUCAAGGUGAUACAGCAACACUUGGAGCAGGCUCCUACUCCACAAUGCCACUGUCAGGACGGUAUGGAUCACACACGCUACCAUCAAACACCUCCACUCUACCAAUGGCGAGCACUUACGGUACAUACGGACUGGCUGGGCCCCUACCCACGUCACCAGGACACUAUGGGACAUCAGUUCCUUACAGUCCAAUAACAAGGGGUGGAGUCUCAGAGUUGUCUUCAUCCUACGGUUCACUCAGUGGCUCUGGAUCAGUUUCUCCUUCCUUUUCUACAAUACAAAGUAGAGGGUUACCUCCAAUUCCUCCAGAUAAUUCCUCCAAAACAACAAUGGAAGAUCAGGCUCCUCCUGUCCCUCCGAGAUUCCAUAGUAACCUUUACUCUGCCACGCCUACCAGAUAAACAAGCAGGGCCUCUGACCUAGUCACUGAUGUGGUAACGUGUUUGUUGACAGUACUUUAUGUAUAAAUUUUUAAAAGCAAAAGAGGGUGAUGACAAACAAUGCACGCAUAACUUAUUAUUAUUAUUAUUAUUAUUACUAUUACUAUUAUUAUCAUCACUUUAUAUAUAAUCAUAUUUUUAAAUGUGUCACAACUCUCUCUCUCGUCUCUCUCGUAACACAAAGUCUGUACAUCAUUAUUAUUAUUUGUUAUUUAAAAGUUAUAGAAAUUGUUGUAGACGCCAA